Molecule: messenger RNA, 1335 nt
Organism: Vollenhovia emeryi
Lineage: Eukaryota; Metazoa; Arthropoda; Insecta; Hymenoptera; Formicidae
Product: GATA zinc finger domain-containing protein 1
Exons: 3
Coding region: 332-1024 (230 amino acids)
Biological process (GO): regulation of DNA-templated transcription; chromatin organization
Cellular component (GO): nucleus
Molecular function (GO): sequence-specific DNA binding
Source: RefSeq, a predicted model, not a curated record
GGGGGGAAGAAAAUAACACUGGAAUCCCCAGGUCCUGUGAGUCCUGUCCCCGGCGAAAAUUCAUCAGGAUACUCGCCGUGCGAUUGGCCGUCCAGUCGGGAAGAGUCUCGCUCAGCAGUCAGCUGUUCCCGCCCCGAGUGGGGCGCAUGCGCCGGCUGGUCGGUCGCUGGUGCUGGUGGUGGAGCACGUGAACGCGCCGAGACUGUAAACAUAGCAUGAAAAAACGGCCGGUGAUCGACGGCCCGACGAGGUAGGCAGGGAACAGUUGCCGGGGAGACUCGGUGUUGCGCGCGGAUUUCUCGAGAUCGGCUCCUCCCCCAGAGAGACCUAGAUGCCGUUCGGCAACAAGCCGGCAUGCGUCAAGUGCGGGACCCGCGAGACCCCUCUGUGGCACUCGACCGACGCCGGUAACUUGUGCAACUCCUGCCUGGAGGAUGAGCGGAGCGCCGAGGUGAGUGCGUCCUUCAAGGCGGACGAGGAGGACAGGAGCGGCUCGUUGAGGCCCAGAAGGAGCACGCGGAUCACGAGGUACUGCAACGCGAAGGCGACGGGAUCACACAGAAUCGUACCGAAGGGCAAGGGUCGCAGGAACCUCUUUAAGAAGACGCCAGUCAAAGCGCCCACGGCCACCGCGACUCCGGUCACCAGCAACUUUGUGUUCUACAAAGGCACGUACUUCCAGGUCGGAGACGUCGUCUCUAUGCAGGACGUAGACGGUGGUAUUUAUUACGCCCAGAUACGUGGCUUGCUGACGGAUCAGUAUUGCGAGAAGAGCGCCGCCGUUACCUGGCUGUUGCCCACGACAGCGAGCCCCACGCCGGAAGAAGGUUUCGUCCCUGAGACAUACGUAAUCGGGCCAGAGGAAGAUUUACCUCGCAAACUGGAGUGCAUGGAAUUUGUGAUGCACGCCCCGUCCGACUAUUUCAAGUUGAAGAACAGCCCCUAUCCGCCUCCGCACACGGAGAAGGGAGCGGGCUACAUAUGGACGACACUUAGAAACGAACUGGCUAUAUCUAAGAAGUGACGGUGGUUCCUGAUCAUCGAUAAUAUAUGUCGCUUAGCUUAAAGUAGUAAGGUAAUUUCUGUGUGCACAAAUCGCUCCUUACGUUUCAAUAUUUCCCUCUGCCUGUAAUAUUGACUUUAAUUAAGUACUCAUUGUCAGACUGUUGGAUUACGUUGGACGCACAGAACUCACGAGAUUCGGCGUGACGAAAGUACGAUACACCCUGGACAAGAUACACAUCGCUAUACAAUAUCGAAAUAGUCUUGCGAAAAACAAUACGCGUUUACAAUAAUGUUGUUUUAUUUAUUAAAUAUAUCUUCAUUACAAUAUAA